UUAACGAACUGUAGUUUUCUGAUAUAAAAGUUAACACCCCCCUUUUCUUUUUGUUUUUCUAAAGUAGCGAUAUAGUUCUUUAUGGGAAUAUAAGUCUCUGAAAAUCUGAUAUGCUAGAAAAUGUCGAAAACCCGUUAUAAAGUAAGUGGAUUUUAUAUGAAAUAAAGAACAGCCGGAUUUAGUGGUGUUCAGCCUAAAAUCCAAUUUUAAACAACGCCAUCUGAUAUGCACUUCCGUCUUCCGUUAUUUUAACAUGUUGUGAAGAUCACAAGUAAAUGUAGGGCAUAGCGCACUUAAUAAUUUAUCCUUUGUAUUCGUUAUCAAAUAAUAUCGCUAAGGUCAUUUAGAUAUUGAAAAAUAAAAGAAAACCAGGAUGAUAUCUGUUUUUUUCUGACAAAAAUGGAUUCUGUUAUUGCCGAUUUCUGGUUGAUUUGCUGUGUUUGCGUUUACUGUUGUAAAUGCUUCCUCUCGGCCCCCUUCGGUUCCCCUAUUUCUUUUUAUUAUUCUUAUUAGAAAACUAAGCACAAUAUGUCUUCUAACAUUGCAACAUUUAUUAUUGUCAACGGCUACAGAGAAAAGUGUAAUGAGAAUAAAGCGCCAGGCAACACCUUCAGCCUAUGAUAUUGCAAACUCUCAACAAGUCAGUGGUGUUGGUGGCUUCACAGCAGCUGGUGCAAUGGUCGGAUCAGCAUUUGGACCUAUAGGCACAGCUGUUGGUGCUGGAAUAGGAUUGAUAGCGGAUAUCAUUUGCAUUUUUGCUUGCCAUCAUGAUGAUCCGCCACCUCCAAACAAACCACCCUCAAUCAGUAAACCUGCUGCAUUGACCGGCGCAUCACCUAUAAUGGCAGGGGAAGGGAAAACAACGGCAAAAGUUACUUGGGAGCCUCCGAGUAUGACGGACCCUGAAGACGGAAACAUAAAAGUUGUGACAUCGCCAUCAAAUUUUAAAAAUGGCGGGGAAUAUUCUGAGGGAACUUACGUGGUUUACUUCGUUGGGACUGACAGUGGUGGUCUAUCUGCGACAGCCUAUCUUUCGUUUCAAGUUAAAGUGGAUAGAUGCGGGUUCCCUAGGUGGCCAGAAAAUGGUUAUAUCGAUUGUAAUGGUAGUGACGUCAUUCUUGGAACAACUUGUAGUGUCAGAUGUAAGACUGGUUAUACUCUAGAUGAAAGUGACAAAAGUUCUCUCAAAUGUGGGAGGAAAGGCGCAUGGAUGCCACCUGUACCACCUAACUGCAAACCAAAGGCCUGUGCCAAAGCACCUUCUAUACCACACGGCGAGGUUCAAUGUCUCAACAAUAAAGUGGUGUACGAUAAUUUGUGUGAGGCAGUGUGUAAUGACGGUUUUCAAGUGCAUGGUAUGCAUAUAAUGGGAUGUGAUACGAAUGGAAAAUGGGGCACUACACCGGUUUGUAAAGAUGUACUUCCACCACGAUUUUUGUCGGGAGAAUGUCCAAAUGACAUGCAAGUAUAUAUCGAUUCGACAAACAAUACGGCCAAAGUGUCUUGGGAAGAACCAAAGGGCGAAGAUAAUUCAAAAGAGACAGUGACGAUCACUGAAAUACACGGUCAUAAAUCCGGGCAGAGAUUUGAAGCCGGUUCCCAUACCAUUAAAUACACAAUUGAAGAUAAAGAACACAACAGGGGUGACAGCUGUGUGUUCAACGUUCAGGUCUUAACAAUUAGCUGCUCUCCGCCCAAUCUGCAUGUGACUGGUGGGGACCAUCUGAAAUAUGAUUGUCACAACUCAUACAGACUUGGUGCCGAAUGUUCCUUGGCAUGUAAAUCAGGAUACCCAAUGGGUGGAGUAGACAGAAUACAGUGUCUAUCUGACAAGACAAGUUAUCCACCAAAAUUAAAUUGGAAAUGGGAGGUCGGAGGACUAGCGCCAUUUUGUAAAGAAACGAACUGCUCUAGAGAUGCACUGAAUGAACCAAUUAACGGCGCACUAGCUUGUAGCCAGUGGACACAUGGUCAAAUGUGCCAGAUGCAAUGCAACAAUGGAUAUGACAUACCGAAUAUUGGUGAUGGAUUGUACGUGUGCGGGCGUUCUACCGGUAAAUGGAGGCCGUCUGGUAAAGUUCCAGACUGUGAUACAAAGAUAGACGUAAACAAUAUGCACCUGCCGAAUGAAUUUUACUACUACACAGGAAACUGUAACAGUUCAACUCAGAAUAUGAACCAAAUUAAAGAGAAUUUUGUUCAGGCUCUAAACAGCUCCAAAUUUCCAGAAGAAUGUGUCGGAGUACCAGAAUGCCAAGCUAAAUUUGUUGAUGUAACUUGCGGACCUAUCACGUCUCGCCGUAAACGUGAUUUGAAUUCCAAUGUUUACAGGCGGUCGGUUUCAAAGCUUGCAUACACCCUGCGAUUCGAAUUUAUUCUACCAUAUAAGCCAGUGGCUGGAAAAUCCCCAGAGGAUAUAUUUGCGGAAAACGAAGAUCGUCUCUACAAAAUGUCCGAUGUAAUACAGAAAGAAGUGGAUGCCGGACAUUUUGACCUUCACGUUGGUGACUUGCGCGUAGAGAGCGAUUCGUACGGACCUGGAAAUCCGUCCAUGUUAUGUCCUUCUGGGACUAUUCCGAGAAAAGAAUCAGCAUCAUGUGUUGGAUGUCCAAAAGGCAGUUAUGCUACAAAGGCGGGUAGAUGUGUAGAAUGUCCUAUAGGAACAUACCAAAACUCUACAAACUCAUUAAACUGCGAGCGUUGUCCACCAAAUACAAAUACAACUGAAGGUGGUGCUGAAAACAUAACACAAUGUUUAGGGUAUUGUGCAAAAGGUGAAUUUUCGCCAAAUAUGCUUGCACCUUGCACAAAAUGUCCUAGCAAUUCCUACCAACCAAGCAAAAAAUCUAAAAGCUGCAUCAGAUGCGAUAGCAAUACCAGAAGUCCUAGUGAUGGAGCCACGUCAAAAUCACAGUGUAAAGAAUACGAUGUUCAGCUGAAUAAAAUCAAAGCAAAAAUGGAGAACAAGGUGACACAUGAUGUGAUCUCUCUGUUCAUGUGGAUUUAUAUAAGCAAUACCAAGACAGAUGCUGCAGUUGAAAUAGAAAAUUCUGCGACACACUCGAAACUUUCGUUUACCUUUACUCCAACGAUUACAAUCAAACAAUCGGGGGAAGACGUCAACACUGGUCAAACGGUACAGUCAGCUGCCUGGACAAAUAUUGCUUUUAGCAUUGAUAAGCCAUCAAACGAAGUCAUACUGUACAUCAAUGGGAAAGCCCUUUAUGAGAAUGCAUCUUUUGUUGUUUCGAAAUCUCAUAUUUUAGAGCAAAACGAUUUGAUUGGAUUAUAUGGAGAUAUAAAAAUCUCUGCGUUCAGUGUUUUGCCAAGGAAGGUUUCUCCUUCAGACGUUUCUACCUGGUCAUCUACGUGUUCGCCUUCUAUAGCCGGGACCAUAAUUUCCAUGGAUGACCUUGCCGAGGCAGAUAGUGUCAACUUUGUUAUUCCAUCAGUCUGCGAUGCUGUAAAUGAAUGCACCAGCUCUCCAUGUGGUACUCAUAAAUGCAUCAAUAAGCUUGGCAGUUAUGAGUGUUUGUGUUCCGGAGGAUUUACUGGAAGACAGUGUCAAAUCCAACCAGAUUAUUGUGAGAAUAAUAACUGCAAGAACGGAGCUACAUGUGUCAAUGGAACAGGAAACUACACAUGCCAGUGUCCAUAUGGGUAUAGUGGCAGAUUGUGUGAAAUAAAAGCAGUCGACGGUGAAUGGUCUGCCUGGACAAACUGGACAAGUUGUUCUAUGUCAUGCGGUGGUGGAAUUGCAACUAGAACAAGAAGAUGUGAUAGUCCGCCACCAGACACUGAGGGUAAACAGUGUGUUGGAAACAGCAGCGAGACAAUCUCUUGUAAAGAAGAAAAGUGUCCCGAGUGCACGAAUUUAAGAAGAACCUAUGGCUUAAUCAUCACAUGCAAUGAAACGUCGGAAUUGCAGCAGUGUUCUAUAACCUGCAGAGCUGGUCUGUAUUUCACAAAUCCACCAUUGCCAUAUUAUGAAUGUGGUGUGGCUACCGGGUAUAAAUGGAAUCAUCAGAAUGAGAAAAACCCUACUGGAAGACUACCGUCUUGUUCUGAACUCGAGCCACCAGUUGAGAUAGGUGUGAACUUUGAAUGCAAAUACGAUUCUAUUCCAUGCACAGCCAACAACAAGGAAACGAUUAAGGCCUCUAUAGAAACUAAGUUGUCUGCCCUCGACUGCAGCAAGGCUGAAACUUGUGAAACGACGAUACAAGAACCUGUAUGUACAAAGUCAAAGAAAAAGAGGGCCACCAGAAGUUCGAUGACUGUCACUAUUGGACUGCAUGCACCUGUAAAUAGCAAGAAAGACAGUUUCAAUGUAGCUGGAUUACUUCAAAAUAAAUCAGCGCCGUCAAAAGAGCUGGCUGAUUUUGUACGAAAGACUCUUGAACUGGAGAAGUCGGCACAGACAUUAAUGAAUCAUUCAGUUGAUUUCUUCCAAGUUACAAUAGAUGGGACCAAACAUUCGCUCGCAUCUGGCUCACCGCCAACAUACAGGCCAGAUACCAGAUGCCCUAGCGGCACAGUGCGUAUUGAAGUAUUUUGUGCUGUAUGCCCUGUCGGGUCCUAUUCGGACGGACAAACUGUUACCAUGUGUCCAAGAGGUCAGUAUCAGGAUAUGAAAGGGCAGUCCACUUGUAAACAAUGCCCAUUCGGUAAAACCACAGCGGGAAUCGGCUCCAUUCAUGUUUCAGAAUGUUCAGUUAUGGCCAAAUCUCCUGCUGGUUCGUCGUCGGCAAACAAAGAUGAUGUAAGCGAUGCCGUCCAGAUUGGAGUCGGCGUGUCUGUGUCAAUAGCUCUAGUUAUUUUGGCUACUGUUGGUGUUAUACUAGCCUGUAAACACCUCAACAAAAAGAAGAGCAGUGUUAAUGACAGCCAUCUUGAUAUACACACAACUGGAUACUUCCACAUGCCGAAAGUCAGUGUCUGAAAAACGACAGUUAUAAACUUUUAUGCAGAACUGAUGCCUGUGAUAAUUUACAAAUUUUGUUGUGAUUGCACAUUUUAUCGUAAUGACUAUAAAGUUUGGUUGCAUG
This is a messenger RNA of Mercenaria mercenaria, 5048 nucleotides long. RefSeq lists its product as uncharacterized. The record is from RefSeq and is a predicted model, not a curated record. Lineage: Eukaryota; Metazoa; Mollusca; Bivalvia; Venerida; Veneridae. The transcript has 23 exons. The coding region runs from base 584 to 4942 and encodes 1452 amino acids. Gene Ontology annotation, molecular function: calcium ion binding.